AAACAGUAGUGAACAGCACUGUUGGGUACCGGAGUAGUCAUACAUACAUACUAUACAUACAUAGACACUGUUAUAUGUGAUGAUAUGAUACAGUACUGUAUAUAUCGUGUAUAUAUCGUGUCAAUUGUGGUGAACAUCCAUCUAAAAAAAAGUCCAUAACUUUUUCAAAAAAUAGUAACUAAUAUACAAAGUGAAUGACUAUCCAAUUGUGUCCAUUAUUUAUGUGGUCAGCAAAGUGUGGGACAACCAGUCAGUGUAGUUAUGAGGAAAUAUACCAAACAAAAGCCUGAGAAGCACACCCACAAAGAGCCUCACCCGCACACCGAACCUGCCAUUAGUGCUAACAGUCAACAGCCAUCCAGUGAAGUGUCGGCGCCGGCCGUUGUAAGUCCCAGCAUAAGCCCGAGUUCACCCGAAUCGGAAGCCGGAUCCUCUUUGAUGGCCGUCCCCGAGCGUACAGGUGCUGGCAGUGGCACUGAGGAGGGACCGCACAGUCCCUAUGAUCAGCCGUCGACCAGCAAAGACUACCCGAAAGAAAAGAAAGGGUCGACAGUGGGAGGAGAGUUGUCUGUGCGACCAAAACAGGUGACUAUCCACCAUCCGGGACAAAAAGGACCCAAACCUACAAUACGUAAGAAGCAUUCAUUACAAACAGAUCUCGAUGUCGACAAAGAGUUUCAGCGAUGCAAAGAUGAACAGUCGACACGACUGGAUCUCACAAAGUGUAGUCUAACGACUCUUCCCUCGUCUGUCAAAGAACUGACACAUUUAGUUGAGUUUUAUUUAUAUCAAAACAAAUUAGUAACUCUUCCGCCAGAAAUCGGCCAUUUAGUGAACUUACAGAUGUUAGCCGUCAACGAAAACUCAUUGACCAGUUUGCCCGACACUUUGGCUAAUCUUAAAGUGCUUAAAGUGCUUGAUCUCAGACACAACAAACUCAAUGAGAUUCCUGAUGUGGUUUAUAGACUGACUUCACUAACCACUCUUCACUUGCGCUUUAAUCGCAUCAAAAUAGUCGGUGAAAAUAUAGCAAACUUAACGAACCUAACGAUGCUCAGUCUUAGAGAAAACAGACUAAAGGAGUUGCCGGGAGGUGUGGGCAAACUCACACAACUGGUCACUCUUGAUGCUUCCAACAACCAUUUAGAGCACUUGCCAUUAGAAAUUGGAAAUUGUGUACAAUUGACGACAUUAGAUGUACAGCACAAUGAAUUGGUAGAUAUUCCCGAAACUAUAGGCCAAUUGGCGAGUUUGACACGAUUAGGACUCAGAUACAAUCGUUUGAUGUCAAUCCCGAAGUCACUAAGCAAUUGUAUCAAUUUGACUGAAUUCAAUGUCGAGAAUAACUCCCUGUGCCAGUUGCCAGAGGGCCUGUUAUCUAGUCUCUCCAAUUUGACAACACUCACGUUAUCACGUAAUCAAUUCAUAUCAUAUCCAGUGGGUGGGCCCUCCCAGUUCUGUAAUGUCUACUCUAUAAACAUGGAGCACAAUAAGAUCAAUAAGAUUCCUUUCGGCAUAUUUUCGCGGGCAUCCAAUCUGACCAAACUUAAUAUGAAAGACAAUCAGUUGACAUCACUACCGCUGGACAUCGGUUCGUGGACUCAGAUGGUUGAGCUAAAUCUGGGCACAAAUCAAUUGACCAAAAUUCCCGAAGAUAUUCAACACUUGGAGAACUUAGAAGUUCUCAUUUUAAGUAAUAACAAUUUGCGUCGACUGCCGGCCACUAUCGGCCAACUGCGCAAACUUAGGAUACUUGACUUAGAAGAAAACAAAUUAGAAGGCCUUCCUAAUGAAAUAGGAUUUUUGCGAGAGAUCCAGAAACUUAUUGUUCAAAGCAACCAAUUGUCAGCUCUUCCCCGAGCUAUCGGACACUUAUCUAAACUGACGUAUUUAAGUGUUGGUGAAAACAAUUUGAGUUCAAUUCCCGAAGAAAUUGGUACAUUAGAAAGCUUGGAAUCUUUGUAUAUAAAUGACAACCCAAACCUACAUAACCUUCCAUUUGAAUUGGCUCUCUGUGCAAAUCUCCAAAUAAUGAGUAUAGAGAACUGUCCGUUAUCUCAAAUCCCUACCGACAUUGUUAACGGCGGGCCAUCACUUGUCAUACAAUAUCUUAAAAUGAAAGGCCCUUAUAGGACAAUGUGAUGAUUGAUUGUAAUUACUUUUAGAGACUAAACAAUUAAAUGAUAAAUAAUUUAUUAAGUUUUGAGACAAUACUUUGUUUUUUACGCAACGUUUUGAUCAAAACAAAUAUUGAUAUUAAUUAGUGAAAUUACAAGAUUUUUGAUAUAAUGUUAUAUUUAUUGGGGUUUCGGUGCUCACAAAGACUAUGAAAAAAAUAUUUGUUAUUUAAAAAAUAAUAUAUUGUCUGUUAUUGUGAAUCGACACAAUCUAUUGGAUCAACCCAUUGGAAGUCCUCCCGAGUCCAUGGCAUCCAAAUUAUGGUAACUACUGAAUGAAGAAUGACUGAUGAAGAAAGCGGUUAUUAUCUAAAAUAUCAUAAUUGGAUGAAUUGUUUGCUUCUCUAAUAAAAAAAAACUUUCGGAAGGCCUCCAAAAAAUCCAUCACUUGUUUAUAUAAUAUACCAUUUGUUUAUUGAAUUGUUUUAUAAUUAUAUACAAAAAACAUACUCUACAUAUAUUAUAUAAAUAUAUU
Messenger RNA from Oppia nitens, 2652 nucleotides. It is a transcript of the gene Sur-8, whose product is annotated as leucine-rich repeat protein soc-2 homolog. The coding region runs from base 262 to 2142 and encodes 626 amino acids. The record is from RefSeq and is a predicted model, not a curated record. NCBI's taxonomy places the organism in Eukaryota, Metazoa, Arthropoda, Arachnida, Sarcoptiformes, Oppiidae. Gene Ontology annotation, molecular function: receptor serine/threonine kinase binding. The transcript is spliced from 9 exons.